Molecule: messenger RNA, 2493 nt
Organism: Acanthochromis polyacanthus (spiny chromis)
Lineage: Eukaryota; Metazoa; Chordata; Actinopteri; Pomacentridae
Gene: cnmd
Product: chondromodulin
Exons: 7
Coding region: 1026-2045 (339 amino acids)
Biological process (GO): negative regulation of endothelial cell proliferation; negative regulation of angiogenesis
Source: RefSeq, a predicted model, not a curated record
CCUGAGGAAAUAUCCAUAAAGCACACAGAAUAACCUCAAUUAAGCAACUGAAUGCAUUCCAUUUGCCUUAAAGGCUUAUAAGCCGCAAUAAAUAAAAUGUGGUUCUCCAACCAUCACAGCUGAACUGAUAGCAAGCCAGCGCCAUUGUCUUUUCAUUGUACACAAUGUAGUUACUGUGCCGCCUCAAUUUGCAUGCAAAUAUUGUACUGCUGAUCAAAUGCUCGCACAAUUACAUAUUUUUCAAAGGUCAAAGAAUACCCUCACCUUUUGUGAUUGCCUCCCAGCUUACCAAUUAUCCAAAAAAUGUGAUUUAAUCUGUUUCCAAGCAACAGCAGCUCUGCACAUUUGAAUCUAUUUUCUUACUGUGUUUCUUCUUUUAAAGUGAUGACAAAGACCUUGGGUAACCUUGACCACCAAACUUCCAUAAUUUUUUCUCCUGUUGUCAAAUCAGAAAAUUCACAAUUAAGCAAAGGUUAUGUCUGCGAUUGUGCACAGUACUACAAGUCUGUGAUUUCUUGUGCCAUUAUUUAGGAAUAUAAAGAAGAUUUGGAAAGUAUGAGGACUUGGGCAUCCAAAUUUUAGAAUCUUUUCAUCCCCGCUGACACCUCUGACAGACAAAGAAGUGUAGAAAAUAUGCAGCAACCAUAAUACUUUUUUUUUGUUUUAUUUGACAUCAAACUAUUAGAGUUGUUACAUUCAAUGAAAUAUUAUCUAAAAGCAUUGCUGUCUUAAGAGGUUAUAUGUUUUCCACGAAACAAUAUCAGAAAGAUCGUCACUUUCUGUAACAUAUGACACCAUUAAAUAUUUCAUUAGCUGCAUCAAAAGUCUUGUUGUAGUUUGGUACCACAGGGUGGCCAUCUCUGUCUGGGUAAUUCGCAGAUACAAAUAGCAUUUGGAUGAAGAAUUUAGCUAAAGUAAUUUAUAUCAACUGUACGUCAUUCACAGUUAAGCGUGAAAUAGCCUUCUGGUGGAUAACCUGACUCUCAAAAGAGAAGCAAACUAGAGAAGGAAUUAUAGAGGACAUCAUGAGAGAGAUUAUGGAAAAAGUCCAAAAUGCAGCUCAUGGAUCUUCCUGUUUUGAACACUGCAGGCCUCCGGGACAAAGCAAACCGACCUCCGCCACAGUCAGGCCUCUCCUGAGAUGCGGAGCUGUGGCUCUUAUUGCCGGUGCAGUGUUAAUGUUGUGUGCAUCCAUGGCUGCUCUCUACCUGUGGAAAGUCAGCGAUAAAAAUGUUUAUAAUGUUCGUUACAGUAUGAACAUCAAUGGGGAGGUGAGGGAGGGCUCCAUGGAAAUCGAUUCUGACAACAAUCUGGAGAGGUUUAAAACUGGGAGCGGAGCUGAGGAGGCUGUGGAGAUUCAUGACUUUCAAAUUGGAAUAACGGGAAUCCGCUUCUUUGGAGGAGACAAGUGCUAUAUCAAAUCCCAAAUCAAAGCCAACCUUCCACACAUGGGAGCUCACAACAAAGAGACACUGAUGUUUGACCUGACAGAUGAAUUAAUGCCAGUGAGGUUUGAUGAGGAGUUCCUCAUAUGGGUUGCAGCAGAGCAGCCGCUGAAGGACACCCGGUUUCUGAGCAGUAAAAUUCUGGAUCUUUGUGGGGAACUUCCAAUUUAUUGGCUCCAACCGAUGUAUCCUAAAGAUGGGGAGAGGAAAAAGAGAGACACGCAGUCGAACAUGGAGGAGGUUGAGGCGGCUGCUGAGGAGUGGGACCCGGUGAGUCGUACAGAGCACGACACCUCCAGAGCUGUGGAGGGAGAAGAGGAGGGGGCCCAGUCAGCUGCAGGGUCAGCGUACAAUCCCGAAAACCCCUAUCAUCACAGCGGAGGGGCCAGAGAGGAAGGCGCCAUGACCUUUGACACCAUGUUAGACCACCGGGGAAUCUGCUGCUCAGAAUGCCAACGCAGCUACACUCACUGUCAGAGAGUGUGCGAGCCUCUGCGCGGAUACUGGCCUUGGCCUUACAACUACAGAGGCUGCCAGGUAGCUUGUCGAGUCAUUAUGCCCUGUCGCUGGUGGGUGGCACGCAUUUUUGGUCUUGUGUAAGAAAACACACCAUGUCUUGGUUUUUUUUUUGUUUUUUUUUUCCUUUCUCCCCACAGGUCUCUUAGCAUUAAGCUUUUACUCAGAUGUGCAUGCAGAUAUUUAUUUUCUGAGUUUGACGCUAAACACUGCCAGAAAGCUACGCCUGUUAGCGUAAUAUGCAGAUUGUGAAAUAUGAUUAUUUAAACAUCUGUACCAGCUGUGACAAAUGUUUCAUCUUCAUGGGCAUAUCCUUUGCACGCAGCAAGACUGGAGAACAUAAAUGCCAUAUUCUUAUUUGCAGUAACAGAUUCACAAAUGAGCAUUUUAUUUUUUUUCUGUCAUGUGAUACCAAGGCUUAAUGCACUGUACUGUGUUUAAUGGAAGACAUGGGACUGAAUCCAAAGGCUCACAGCAGAUCAUGUACCUUUUUCUGACUGAACAGGCUUCAAUAAAUUCUAAUUACAGUGUA